AUGAAUAUUUUUAGUAAAUGUGUGUGUUUAUAUUCUUUUAUUUCAGUAUAUGUAACUUGCUUAAAUGAAAAUAAUAAAUCAAAUAGUAAUAAUGUAAACAAUGGUAAAACAAACCAAAACUCGGGUGGCGUUGAUCUCAGUAAUCUUGGAGAUCUUUUAAAUGCUUAUAAAGGAAAUAAUAACAAAGACAAUUUAAAUAAUAGUGGUAGUAAUAAUAAUAGUAAUAAUAAUAGUAAUAUUAAUAGAAAUAAUAAUAGUAAUAAUAGCAAUAAUAGUAAUAAUAGCAAUAAUAGCAAUAAUAGUAAUAAUAGUAAUAAUAUUAAUAAUAAUAAUAAUAAUAAUAAUAAUAAUAAUAAUAAUAAUAAUAAUAAUAAUAAUAAUAAUAAUAAUAAUAAUAAUAAUAAUAAUAAUAAUAAUAAUAAUAGUAGUAGUACUAAUAAUAAUAACUUGGAUAUGCUUAAAAACGUAUUGAAUUCUAAUGGCUCAUCAAAUGCUAAUUUAGAAAAUUUAAUGAAUCUUUUUAAUAGCUUUUCAAAUAAGGGCAACAGUGAUCAUACAAAUGAUGCAAGUCAUAAUAAAGAUAACGGUGCAAAUGGUAAAGCAGCCCAUCCACUUGAACAUUUAACAAGCUUACUUGGAAAUUUAGGAGGUAAAAAUAGUGGGGAUGGUAGUGGUGGGAAGGGUUCAAAUCCUAUGGAACAUUUAACAAGCUUGCUUGGAAAUAUGGGAGGUAAAAAUAGUGGGGAUGGUAGUGGUGGGAAGGGUUCAAAUCCUAUGGAACAUUUAACAAGCUUGCUUGGAAAUAUGGGAGGUAAAAAUAGUGGGGAUGGUAGUGGUGGGAAGGGUUCAAAUCCUAUGGAACAUUUAACAAGCUUUCUUGGAAAUAUGGGAGGUAAAAAUAGUGGGGAUGGUAGUGGCCGUGGAAUGGGAGAGUUACUCGGGCAUCUUGGUGGUAAAAAUAGUGGGGAUGGUAGUGGUGGGAAGGGCUCAAACCCAAUGGAACAUUUAACAGAGUUACUCGGGCAUCUUGGUGGUAAAAAUAGUGGGGAUGGUAGUGGUGGGAAGGGUUCAAAUCCAUUGGAGCAUUUAACAAGCUUGCUUGGAAAUAUGGGAGGUAAAAAUAGUGGGGAUGGUAGUGGCGGGAAGGAUUCAAAUCCUAUGGAACAUUUAACAAGCUUGCUUGGAAAUUUAGGAGGUAAAAAUAGUGGGGAUGGUAGUGGCGGGAAGGGCUCAAACCCAAUGGAACAUUUAACAGAGUUACUCGGGCAUCUUGGUGGUAAAAAUAGUGGGGAUGGUAGUGGUGGGAAGGGCUCAAACCCAAUGGAACAUUUAACAGAGUUACUCGGGCAUCUUGGUGGUAAAAAUAGUGGGGAUGGUAGUGGUGGGAAGGGUUCAAAUCCAUUGGAGCAUUUAACAAGCUUGCUUGGAAAUAUGGGAGGUAAAAAUAGUGGGGAUGGUAGUGGCGGGAAGGAUUCAAAUCCUAUGGAACAUUUAACAAGCUUGCUUGGAAAUUUAGGAGGUAAAAAUAGUGGGGAUGGUAGUGGUGGGAAGGGUUCAAAUCCUUUGGAGCAUUUAACAGAGUUGCUCGGACAUCUUAAUAAUAAUAAUAAGGACGAGAAUAAAAGUGGGAACAAUAACAAAGUUAUAGGUGAUAUUCAGUCUAUAUUGGGAAAAUUUUUAAACUCAGAAAAAAAUAAGAAUGCUCCUUUUUCAUUAGAUAAAAGUGUGACAGAUGGUUCUACAAAAUCAAAAGAAUCAAUAUUAUUAGAAUAUAACAAAAAGGAGAGGGAUUUGAUAAACGAGUUGCAAAAUUUAAUAAAAAAAAGUAAGGAAAAUAUGAAUAAUAAAGAAUUAAAUGAGAAAAAUGAAAAAUUGAAAACGUUCUUUUCAUCUUUAAGAGACAAGUAUAACCCGUAUUCAUAUGAAAGGAAACUUCUGGAUGAUUUGAUCAGUGAAAAUGAUAUAAAAAAUAAAUAUAACAUAGAUGAUAGUUUUGAAAAGAAUAUAUUUAUACAUGAAAAAGAUGAUGUAGUAUAUGAACAGAUGAGUGAUGCAGAAAAAGAAAAGAAGACAGAGAUGUUUGAAGAUAUAAACGAAUUAGACGAGCACGAAACAGUGGAAAGUGGGUCUAUUAAUAGUAAUAUGUUAAGAAAGAAUAAAAUGGAAAAUGCGAGUGUCUUAAGAGGGUUGAUUAGUGGUGAGAGUGACAAUUUACAUGAAUGUAAUUGUUCAUCACAUAAAAAUAAAAAUUGCAUAUUUUCCUAUAUAAAUUAUAGUAAUUUAGAGUAUAUGUUAGAAAGUUUGGAUAUUGAUGUAAAAUCAAUGGUAAAAGAACACAUAGAUAGUUAUAAGAAUGCUAAGCAUCAUUUUAAAAAAUCGGACUCAUUUCUUGUACCCUUGUUACCAUUAAAUGUAAAAUCAAAUAUACAGAAUACUUCUAAGUAUAUAUUAAGAGUUCCUCGUGUUUUAUUUUUAUCAACAAAAAAAGCUUUUUCUACAUCAUUGGAUAGAUACUUUUUCAAUUUAUAUGAUGUAAUGGAAAAUCAAUUAAAAUGGAAUACUUAUAUAUGGGGUUAUGGUUUUAAACACUAUCCUUUAUUUUUUUCCAAAAAUUUACAUACCUUAUUACAUAACUAUGAUAAACAAAUAGGAAGUGAACCUUUUGAUUUAAUUUUUGUUCAUAGUAGUUUUGUUUCUAAUUAUUACAAUCAUUAUUUUUUUUUAAAAAACAUGCCCAAAUUAACUACACUAAUUUUUAUAAGUGAUGGAUGGGAUAAUAAUGUAAAAAACACAUAUUUGAAUUUGUUUCCUCAUAUAUUUUUUCAAAAUCAAGUAAAUAUAUUUGAGUAUAACCCGAUAAGUAGCAUUGACACAGCAGCUGAGAGGAGGAAGUUGCAUAAUAGUUUAUGGAAUAAAGUAUCAAAUAGUCGCACAAAUGAUAUUAUAACAAAUAAACAUAAAAAAAAAAAAGAAGGAAAAAAGGGUUCUUCUUCACCUGGUGACGAUACGGAGGAGGAAACGUUAGAUAAGGAUGAUCCGAAUAGUGGUUAUUACAAUAGUAUGAAUGGUACCAAUAAUGACUAUAAUGAUGAUGAUGAUGAUGAUAACAAAACUUUGUGGGCCUUCUUACCACAUGCAGUUAAUCCAUGCUGUUUUAAAAAAUUUGAUAAAUGUUUUGAAGUAAAAGAAAAUGAACCAAAUAAUAGAGGAGGAAUAAGUCCUACUUAUUAUUAUGACCUUGCAAGGAAAAUAGGAAAUAGACAUAAUCCAAGUGUUGAAUUAAGUUAUUCAUUGUUAGAUUUAUUUUUACCAGUAUGUACUUUUAAAGACCCAUCAUCACUUUUUAAUAGCUUUACAAGAGAUAUUGAUAUAUUAUAUUUAUAUAAUACAACAUCAAGUAAUUACAACGAUUUCCUUAUUCAAAAAAUUAUGGAUUAUAUAUAUAAUAAAAAUAUGAACAACUUAAAAGAUAAAAUUUAUAAAUAUGAGGUAGAUUUGUAUUACUGGAAAGUAUGGGGUUUACAAACAACUCAUAAACUUAUAAAAAACAAAAUGAAAGAAUAUUAUAAUAUUUUACAAAGAAGUAAAGUAUGUGUAAUCAGUUCAAAAUUUGCUGGUAUGUUAAAUAAAACAGUCAUUGAUGCAAUGCUAAAUGGAUGUGUAGUAAUUACAGAUAAAGGUCAUAAUAAAGAUGUAAACAAAUUUUUAGUUACUACUCGUAUUCCUUAUGAAUAUUAUGAAAUAUCAGACUUGAUUUAUAAUAAUGAAAAUAUGAAUUCUUUAGCUGCUAACCUUGUGGAAAAAAUUAAUACAACUCUUGAUCAAGUAAAUAAGGGGAAAAAAAAUACAAUGAAAAUUGAAGCAUUCAAAAUGGUUUUAAAUACUUAUACCUAUCCAGGUGUAAUAUUAAAUUGGAUACUACCUACAUUAUAUUUUCAUUAUAAUAAGGAAAAAUAUGAACUUAUUAAUAAUUAUUUCGUUUUACCACAAUAUUUUGAUAAAGUUAUUUCAAAAAGUUUAAAAACAACAAGUGCUAAGAGAGAAAAAAUUAUUGCCAAUAUUGAUUUGUCUUUGCAGGAAGAUCUUAUCAUGAAUAAUAAUGAAGUAGCCACUUGGUACAUUAUAUGGAUAGUAAUAUUUGUAGUUGUACUUUUCUAUAUUAUAAGAAAUAGUAAUAUUCUUAGUCUUAUUUUUAAACAACGCAAGCUGCAUCUAUGA
This is a messenger RNA of Plasmodium malariae, 4218 nucleotides long. Its product is annotated as conserved Plasmodium protein, unknown function. Bases 1 to 4218 code for a protein of 1405 amino acids. The record is from RefSeq and is a predicted model, not a curated record. The transcript has 2 exons. NCBI's taxonomy places the organism in Eukaryota, Apicomplexa, Aconoidasida, Haemosporida, Plasmodiidae.